UCCAACCAAAUAUUCUGUAUGUGUCUACCACCCAUACAGGUUUCAUGACGAAGAACAUGCAAAUCUUUUGAAUGCUAUGUGGCUGAUAGCUAUAACAUUUUUAAGUGUUGGGUUUGGUGACAUUGUUCCAAAUACAUAUUGUGGACGCGGUAUUGCCGUCAGUACAGGAAUUAUGGGAGCCGGUUGUACAGCCUUACUUGUCGCAGUUGUUUCAAGGAAAUUAGAAUUAACACGCGCUGAAAAGCAUGUGCAUAAUUUUAUGAUGGAUACACAACUGACUAAAAGGCUAAAAAAUGCUGCAGCGAAUGUUCUUCGUGAAACUUGGCUCAUUUACAAACAUACGAGACUAGUAAAACGGAUUAAUCCUGGUCGUGUAAGAACCCACCAAAGAAAGUUCCUUCUAGCUAUAUAUGCGUGAGUAUUUUUGCAGCCAUCACACUUACUUAUCCAGUUUAAUUUAUAGUUAGUU
Teleopsis dalmanni is the source of this 469-nucleotide messenger RNA. Its product is annotated as small conductance calcium-activated potassium channel protein 1-like. The record is from RefSeq and is a predicted model, not a curated record. Lineage: Eukaryota; Metazoa; Arthropoda; Insecta; Diptera; Diopsidae. Gene Ontology annotation, molecular function: small conductance calcium-activated potassium channel activity; calmodulin binding. Gene Ontology annotation, biological process: potassium ion transmembrane transport. Gene Ontology annotation, cellular component: neuronal cell body; neuron projection; plasma membrane. Bases 77 to 418 code for a protein of 113 amino acids. The transcript is spliced from 3 exons.